Molecule: messenger RNA, 1455 nt
Organism: Hibiscus syriacus
Lineage: Eukaryota; Viridiplantae; Streptophyta; Magnoliopsida; Malvales; Malvaceae
Exons: 1
Coding region: 1-1455 (484 amino acids)
Source: RefSeq, a predicted model, not a curated record
AUGAGAUCAGUAGAAGUUGAGCCAUUCUAUGGAAUGGAUGCUAGAGAGCUAAGUUUGGUGCCUGACCUGAUUCUACCCCCGAAGUUCAAAGCACUAGACUUUGAAAAAUAUGAUGGAACUACUUGCCCAUCAGCUCACCUCGUCAUGUUCUGCAGAAGAAUGGCAGGGUAUACUGAAAAUGAGAAACUACUGAUACAUUGUUUCCAGGACAACCUAACAGGAUCAGCAAUUAAAUGGUACAAUCAAUUGACUAGAUCCCAGAUCAAGUCAUGGAGAGACUUGGCUCGAGCAUUUUAUGAACAGUAUCAUCACGUCACCGAACUAAUGCCUGACAGAUGGACAUUGCAGAACAUGGAAAAGCGACAUAAUGAAACUUUCAGGCAGUACGCCCAAAGGUGGCGUGAUGUUGCCUCACAAGUACAGCCACCGUUGCUGGAAAAAGAGGCUACGGUUAUCUUUGUGCAUACUCUGAAGGCUCCAUAUUUGGGGCAUAUGUUGGGAAAUGCUACGAAGAAUUUUGUUGACUUGGUUCUUUCUGGAGAAUUAAUCGAAAAUGCCAUUAAAAGUGGCAAGAUUGAAGGAGGUGAUAGGUCGAAGAAGCCCUAUUUCAAGAAAAAAGACAAUGAAGUGAGCCAGACGAGUACUUAUAAAAAGAACUACGCAGCCAGCAUCACGAUUUCGCAGCCUAAGACAGAGAAUACCAACACCCAUGAAAAUAAAGGGCAGAGAAGGGAGAAUACAAGACCGACUUUCUCACCAGUGCCAGUACCAUAUUCAGAAAUCUACGCCUCGCUCUUGAAGGCAGAUUUAAUAUGCCCUUACAAAUUGACUCCAAUGCAGCCACCUUACCCUCACUGGUAUAAUGCCAAUGCUCACUGUGAAUACCACGCAGGGAUUGCUGGGCAUGAUAUCGAGAACUGCCCACAAUUUAAGAAGGUUGUACAAAACCUUAUCAACGCUGGAGAUUUGGAAUUCAAAACACCAGCUGUAAAUACUCACCCUAUGCCCAAUCAUGGGGGGCAAAGAAUCAACAUGGUCGAAGAAGGAGAGAUCAGGACGACCAAGAGAAAGGUGUCAGAAGUCAAAUCUCCCCUCUGUUGGGUGUUCAGGCAGCUGUGUAUAUCGGGAAUGAUUAAGGGAAGUCCCGAAUCAAGGUCAUUGGAACAAGAAACAUACUGUGAACAUCACCAAACUAAGGACCAUGAUAUCCAGAAUUAUCCUGAAUUUCGAGAAUUGCUUCAGAAAAUUAUGGAUAGUGGAGAAGUGGAAUUUUUCAGUAAGGAAGAGAAACCACGAGAAAUAGAUAUUUGUAUGAUGGAUGGCUCGGGCAGAAUGACGGGGACGAGAAAACCGAUAGUCAUCACAGUUAAUCCGGGACAAGAGAGAUCAUCGUCAACAACUCCAAGGGUGGUGAUUACAACUCCGUCCCCCUUCUCAUUCAAGGAUACCCGAUAG